Molecule: messenger RNA, 4233 nt
Organism: Diceros bicornis minor
Lineage: Eukaryota; Metazoa; Chordata; Mammalia; Perissodactyla; Rhinocerotidae
Gene: MMRN1
Product: multimerin 1
Exons: 8
Coding region: 241-3903 (1220 amino acids)
Molecular function (GO): protein binding; calcium ion binding; extracellular matrix constituent conferring elasticity
Source: RefSeq, a predicted model, not a curated record
GAGACCCUUCACCGCUUCCAUAGAUCCAUCCUACCAAAGGUCACAGAUCACACAAAACCUUCAGAAACAGGAAAUCAAACUUCCUGAGUCCACUACAAAACACAGAAACCUGUUUCCUCUACAUAUCUCAAAUUGGCAAAGCUCUGUCUUAGCAGAAUCAGUGUGGAAGCAGCUGUCGAAAAGGCUACAAGGACUUUAUCCCCCAAUUUCACAUGAGCUUUCUUGCUUCAAACUACUGAGAUGAAGGGAGCAAGGCUAUUUGUUCUACUGUCUAGCUUAUGGAGUGGGGGUUUUGGGCUUAGCAACACUAAGCGUACUUGGACUACACCUGAGGAUGAAAACCCCCAGAGUAAUAUGACCGCUGCUUUGGUUUCCCUAAGUAAAAUACGAAGUCUCCAAAUGCGGCCCACCACUCAGAUCGUGUCAGCCGAGCUAGCCACGACUCCUGGGACAAGAACCUCUGAAGAGAGUCUUCUAAAAUCAACACUGCUUCCCUCGGAGACAAGUGCAUCUCCUGAGGGUGUGAGAAACCAAACUCACACAUCCACAGAGAAGACAGGAGAAGGGGUGCUGAAGUUACAAACUCCUGCCCUCCAGACCAAAUCUAGCAUCAAGUUGAGUCCUGGAGCAGAAUCAGUGGUCCUUUCAGACUCUACGCUGGAAUUUCUUCAGAGCUUUACCAGAAAAUUGAAUCAACAAGCAAUUCCUCUCAAGUCACUUGGAGGCCUGGGAAAUCGAUCCCCACGGGAAACAUACCUCAGCAGAGGGGACAGCAGUGGAAGCCAAAGAAACAACUCUCAAAAAUCAAGUUUUGAAACAACUAGAGGAAAGAAUUGGUGUGCUUAUGUACAUACCAGAUUAUCGCCCACAGUGAUACUGGACAACCAAGUCACUUAUGUUCCAAAUGGGAGAGAGCCCUGUGGCUGGACCAGUGGAUCUUGUCCUCAGAGGUCUCAGAAGAUAUCAAAUGCUGUCUACAGGAUGCAACAUAAAAUUGUUACCUCGUUGGAAUGGAAGUGCUGUCCUGGCUUCAGUGGAGCUAAAUGUCAGCUAAAAGCCCAGGAACAGCAGCACUUGAUACACAGCAACCAGGCUGAGAGUCAAACAGCUGUUGGCAGAGGGACAGCCGAGCAGCAACAGCAGCAGCAAGACUGUGGUGACCCAGCAGUGACACAAAAAAUGGCUGACCAGCUGAACCACCAGGCAAUAAAAUUGACCCUUCUGCAGAAGAAGAUUGACAAUGUUUCUUUGGCUGUGAGUGAUGUAAGGAACAUGUACUCUUCCCUAGAAGGGAAAAUCAAGGAAGAUAAAGGCAGGGAAUUUCAGUCUUUUCUAAAAGGUCUAAAAUCCAAAAGCAUUAAUGACCUGGUAAAGGAUAUAGUAAGAGAACAAUUUAAAGUUUUUCAGAAUGACAUGCAAGAGAACAUAGCGCAGCUCUUCAAGACUGUAUCGAGUCUGUCAAAGGAACUUGAAAACACUAGACAAAUAAUUCAACAAGUUAACGAAUCUGUGGUUUCAAUAGUGGUCCAGCAAAAGUCUGUUUUAAUGCAAGAAAAUAGGCCCACUUUGACUGAUAUACUAGAUCUAAAAAAUCGCAUUGUGAAUAUAAGGCAAGAAAUGACCUUUACAUGUGAGAAGCCUAUCAAAGAACUAGAAGCAAAGCAGACUCAUUUAGAAGGUGCUCUAGAACAAGAACACUUACGGAGUUUUCUGUAUUAUGAAUCCUUCAACAAGACACUGUCUAAAAUGAAGGAAGUACAGGAGCAGCUUUUAUCACCUGAACAAAUAGCAGGUCAGAAGAGUAUUCCAGCUGCUGACUCAGUGAGCAGUAAUGUCACUGAGUACAUGUCUACUCUACAUGAGAAAAUAAAGAAGCAAGGCGUGAUGAUGCUGCAAAUGUUUGAUGAUUUGCACAUCCAAGACAGCAAGAUUACCAAUCUCACCAUUGCUUUGGAGAUAGAGAAAAAAUCUGUCAGGGUUGAAUGUGAAGACAUGUUAUCUAAGUGCAGAAAUGAUUUUAAAUUUCAAAUUAAGGACACAGAAGAGAAUUUACAAGUGUUAAACCAAACGUUGACUGAAGUUCUCUUUCCAAUGGACAAUAAGGUGGAUAAAAUGAAUGAGCAACUAAAUGAUUUGACUUAUGAUAUGGAGAUACUUCAACCUUUGCUUGAGCGGGGAGCAUCAGUUAGAGAGACAACGACAUAUGAACAACCAAAGGAAGCAGUAGCUACAAAGAAAAAGGUAGAAAAUCUGAUUAGUGCUGUCAACGGUCUAAAUCUUCUUAUCAGAGAACUUUCAAAAAGACACAACUUACUUAGAAAUGAAGUACAGAGUCGUGGUGAUGCUUUAGACAGACGUAUCAAUGAAUAUGCCAUAGAAAUGGAAGAUGGCCUAAAUAAGACCAUGACUAUUAUAAAUAAUGCCAUUGAUUUCAUUCAAGAUAACUACAUGUUAAAAGAGACUUUAAGUACAAUAAAGUGUAAUCCUGAGGUCCAUGAUAAAUGUACCCAAAAUAUGGAAACUAUUUUGACGUUUAUUCCUCAAUUCCAACGUUUAAAUGAUUCUAUUCAGAUUUUGGUCAGUGACGAUCAGAGAUAUAACUUUGUUUUGCAAGUUGCCAAGGCCCUUGCAGAUUUUCCUAAAGAUGAAAAAUUAAAUCAGUCCAACUUUCAAAAGAUUUAUCAAAUGUUCAAUGAAAGCACACCCCAAGUGAUAAAAUACCAGCAAAAUAUGAGUCAUUUGGAAGAAAAAAUACUCUCAGCCACAAAGAUGUCCAAAAAUUUUGAAACUCGGUUGCAAGACAUUGAGUCUAAAGUAAGCAAGAUGCUCAUACCAUAUUAUAUUUCACUUAAAAAAGGCAGUGUAGCUAUAAAUGAGAGAGACCAGGCUCUUCAACUGCAGGUAUUAAAUUCCAGAUUUAAGGCACUGGAAGCAAAAUCUAUCCAUCUUUCAAUUAACUUCUCUUUGCUUAACAAAACUCUCUAUGAAGAUUUAACAAGGUGUCAUAAUGCUUCUACAAGUAUAUCAGAACUGAAUGCUUCCAUACCUAAGUGGAUAAAAGGGUCCCUACCAGAUAGUCAGCUUCUUCGGAAAGAUCUGACAAAAUUUGUGGAAUCAAUAAUUGAAAUAAAAACUCAAAUUGCUCUAUCUAAUUUAACUCGGUAUAUAAAUCGAUCAUUGUCUGGUGGUCUUGCAAAUGUUGUCAAGCCUCAGAAGCAAGUAAAACCAUUGCAGAAGAAAGCCAAUACACUUAAGAAACCAGCAGUGAAUCUUACCACUGUCCUCAUAGGCCGGGCCCAAAGAAACACAGACAACGUUGUAUUUCCUGUAACAGAGGAGUAUUCAGACUGUAGUAGGUCCCCAUGCCAGAAUGGGGGCACGUGUAUAAAUGGAAGAACUAGCUUUGUCUGUGCUUGCCGACAUCCUUUUACUGGUGACAACUGUACUGUCAAGCUGGUGGGAGAAAAUGCGGUAGCUCCAGAUUUCUCCAAAGGAUCUUACAGAUAUGCACCAAUGGUGGCAUUUUUUGCAUCUCAUACAUAUGGAAUGACUACACCUGGUCCUAUCUUAUUUAAUAAUUUGGAUGUCAAUUAUGGAGCUUCAUAUACUCCAAGAACUGGAAAAUUCAGAGUUCCUUAUCUUGGGGUGUAUGUUUUUAAGUACACCAUCGAGUCGUUGAGUGCUCAUACCUCUGGAUUUUUAGUGGUUGAUGGAAAAGACAAGCUUGCAUUUGAAUCUGAAAAUACUAACAGUGAAAUACACUGUGAUAGGGUUUUGACUGGAGAUGCCUUACUAGAGUUAAAUUACGGGCAGGAAGUGUGGUUGCGACUUGUAAAAGGAACAAUUCCAGCCAAAUAUCCGCCUGCUACCACAUUUAGUGGUUACUUGUUAUACCGAACAUGAAUUAGUAUGAAGGCAGACUGUCACCUUUACUGAGAAGAAGCCAGUGUUUUUAUUUCUCUUUGCAUGCACAUCUGCUCUGUUUUUGGCUUUUCCACACAAAAUGAAAAUCAACUUCUUUUCUAACCUGAGUAAGGCUGUAAGUUUGUUUAUUUCAUAAAAUUAUUUGUGUAUCUCUUGCAUAACCUGUAUAAGAUGGAUUCUUGUUCCUAAAAAGAUUUAGCGGAACAGAAAACAAAGUGCAUUUGUUAGCAUAACUAUUUUUGUUUUCUCAUGUUAAGUCUUUUCAAUGUAAAGCAACAUUAUAAAAUGGCAAUCACUCAGUAUUGUCAG